This is a messenger RNA of Phytophthora sojae, 726 nucleotides long. RefSeq lists its product as hypothetical. The transcript has a single exon. The coding region runs from base 1 to 726 and encodes 241 amino acids. The record is from RefSeq and is a predicted model, not a curated record. Lineage: Eukaryota; Oomycota; Peronosporomycetes; Peronosporales; Peronosporaceae.
AUGACCGAGCCUGGAGCUCCACACGCAACGAGCAUCCGUCUCGGGACGGACCUGAAGGAGCGGUGGGCGACUUUGUUGCAGAUGAAGCCGAUCAAGCUGCAGGCGGCGCAGUAUUACUGGAAAGAGAGAGGGCGCUUUGUGGAUGACACGAGUGCGUUCUCGUACUCCACGCGGUUUGUGGAGCAAGGUGGCUGCUACUGCGGCCAGGUGUACGAUGUCGUGCCGUUUGAAGGCGUGAGCUCCGUCAAGCUCGUCUACGAUGCUCUUUACCACUACUUCGCUAACAUGCAGAUCCGCGUUACUGAGAGCCUCGGAGAUAUCACGAUUCGUGAAGACGACGGCAGUUCAGAACCCGGCAUCGCACAGUGCCGGUUCGUGUCGUAUUUGUCGAACGGGCCUCUGCUCGAAAUGAACAACAUUAUAUGCUCCGAGUUCACAGAAGCUGACGACGAGUAUGGCGACGGAGGUGCAGUUGGGAUUUUUACCGGAGACUUUGUGGAGCAAGACGAUCUAUACCCUUACGUCCCACAGAAGCGGAUUCGCCAGGACGCCACCGUUGUGACGCAGGUUCGAUCUCAUGUAAAGAAGGUCAGAAACGCCAAGGGUGUGGAGGAAGAGCGGUCGAUCGUAGUGAUGCAGCGCUGGGCCUACUGCAAGAUUCACUCGCCGAAAUGGCCGCUAUCUCCCGCUCUGAUUCACGAAAUUCGAGAGAAAAGCUCGCAUUAG